AAAGCAAUGAUCAUUUAUACUAAGAUGCGUUUAAGGGAGUCUGACUUUGGUUAUAAAGAGAUUUAAUGCAGGCCUCCAGUUUAACUUGGAGGACUGAGUCAGCCCUGUAAUGACAGGUUUCCCUGGACCGGCAGGGCAUCCUCACCACGUAGUCUCUGCUUUACGCCAGGUGACUGUAGGACCAGAAGCAAACAAAAGGCAAAGGUCUUCUGGAAUACAUUGAAGAGAAGACAACAUACAUUUAUAUCUUAUCAUGAAACUGUUAUCUGAAGGACAAUUCAGACUUUGUUGUGUUCAGCCUGUAUACCUUACAUCAGGCCUGUUCAUAUUUUUUAUUCUGAAGUCUACCUCCUCUCUGAAACCUGCUCGACUUCCCAUUUAUCAAAGGAAACCUUUUAUAGCUGCUUGGAAUGCUCCAACAGAUCUGUGUUUGAUAAAAUAUAAUUUAACACUGAAUCUGAGCAUGUUUCCAUUGAUUGGAAGCCCUCUGGCUAAAGCCAGGGGGCAAAAUGUCACUAUAUUCUAUGUGAACAGAUUGGGAUAUUACCCACGGUAUACAGCAGAGGGGAUCCCUAUCAAUGGGGGUCUCCCCCAGAACAUAAGCUUACAAGUCCAUCUGGAAAAAGCAGAGGAAGACAUUAAUUAUUACAUUCCUGCUAAAGAUUUCAGUGGACUUGCUGUUAUAGACUGGGAAAAUUGGCGCCCACAGUGGGCUCGAAACUGGAAUGCAAAAGAGAUCUACAAACAGAAGUCAAGAAUGCUUAUUUCUAAUAUGCAGGAGAACAUAUCGGCAACUGAUAUUGAAUAUUUGGCCAAAGCAACCUUUGAAGAAAGCGCAAAAGCUUUCAUGGAGGAAACCAUCAAAUUGGGAAUUAAGAUCCGACCCAAGGGCCUUUGGGGUUAUUAUUUAUAUCCGGAUUGCCACAAUUAUAAUUUUUAUGCCUUAAACUAUACUGGGUCAUGCCCAGAAGAGGAGGUUUUAAGGAAUAAUGAGCUUUCUUGGCUGUGGAACAAUAGUGCUGCUUUGUAUCCUGCGAUCAGUGUCAGGAAAUCCUUUAGUGACAGUGAAAAAACUCUGCUUUUCUCACGAUUCCGGAUGCAUGAAUCCAUGAGGAUAUCCACCAUGACAUCCCAUGAUUACGCUCUGCCAGUAUUUGUCUACACAAGGCUGGGGUACAGAGAUGAACCUUUACUCUUUCUGUCUAAGCAAGAUCUGAUUAGUACCAUUGGGGAAAGUGCUGCUCUGGGAGCUGCCGGCAUUGUUAUCUGGGGAGACAUGAAUUUAACUUCAUCUGAGGCCAACUGUACAAAGGUGAAGGGCUUCAUGAGUUCGGAUUUAGGGAGCUACCUGGUCAAUGUGACCAGAGCCGCAGAGCUGUGCAGCCUGCAUCUCUGUAGGAAUAAUGGAAGGUGCAUACGGAAGACGUGGAGAGCUCCCGAUUACCUCCACUUGAAUGCUGCAAGUUACCACAUAGAGGCCUCUGAGGAUGGGGAAUUCAUCGUGAAGGGAAGAGCAACCAACGCAGACCUGGCGGUGAUGGCAGAGAAAUUUUCCUGUCAUUGUUAUCAGGGAUAUGAAGGGGCUGAUUGCAGAGAAGUGAAGGAGGAAGACAGCUUCUCUGGGGUUCCUCCUGUGUGGGGCUCACUUAUAACAGUGUGUCUGCUACUUUUAGCAGGUUAUGGAAGCACUGAGUUAUGA
Jaculus jaculus (lesser Egyptian jerboa) is the source of this 1699-nucleotide messenger RNA. RefSeq names its product hyaluronidase 4 (gene Hyal4). Gene Ontology annotation, molecular function: hyalurononglucosaminidase activity. Gene Ontology annotation, biological process: hyaluronan catabolic process; carbohydrate metabolic process. The coding region runs from base 254 to 1699 and encodes 481 amino acids. Lineage: Eukaryota; Metazoa; Chordata; Mammalia; Rodentia; Dipodidae. The record is from RefSeq and is a predicted model, not a curated record. The transcript has 4 exons.